ACUCCAGUAAGUAGUGAUGAUGUUGUGGUUAUCCAUGCCGCCGACACCUCUCUUGAGUGUUAUCUCGUAAGGAAGACCUUCUGGGAGAGCUCUCCAUGCAUGGAGUUGUGCUCGGACCGUGCGGUGGCAACGCUGGAGAUGUCGCAGGACAAAAGCAACGACGAUGAGCCUUUUAGCAGUGACGGGAACUACGAGAGCUUGCCGCCUCAUGUCUCCGUGACGACCCACAUGACAGCGGGAGCAGUGGCUGGCAUACUGGAGCACACGGUGAUGUACCCCGUGGACUCUGUCAAGACAAGGAUGCAGAGCCUGCAGCCAGACCCAAAUGCGCAGUACAAGAGUGUAUAUGAGGCUCUGAAAAAGAUCAUCCGGACAGAGGGGAUCUUCAGACCGCUGAGGGGUCUCAACAUCACUAUGAUGGGAGCGGGGCCUGCCCAUGCGCUCUACUUUGCCUGCUACGAACGUGUAAAACGCUCGCUGAGCGACGUCAUUCAGAGCGGAGGCAACAGCCAUUUAGCAAAUGGUGUGGCAGGUAGUGUGGCCACUGUUCUCCAUGAUGCAGUCAUGAAUCCAGCUGAAGUGAUAAAGCAGAGGAUGCAAAUGUACAACUCUCCGUAUCGAGGACUUUGGGACUGCGUCCGGAGUGUAACGUAUACUGAAGGCAUCGGCGCUUUUUACCGCAGCUAUAGCACACAACUGACCAUGAACAUCCCCUUCCAGGCUGUUCACUUUAUCACCUACGAACUGAUGCAGGAACAGUUAAACCCCGAGAGACAUUACCACCCUGGUAGCCACAUAUUGUCAGGCGCAGCAGCAGGAGCUGUUUCCGCAGCAGUAACCACUCCACUCGAUGUGUGUAAAACACUGCUCAACACGCAAGAGAAUGUAGCGCUCAGCUCAGUGAACAUCAGCGGCCACUUAACAGGUAUGGCCAAUGCUUUCAGGACAGUGUACCAGCUUGGCGGUGCGGCAGGCUUCUUCAAAGGGGUCCAAGCUCGUGUUAUAUACCAGAUGCCCUCCACUGCCAUUGCCUGGUCAGUGUAUGAGUUCUUUAAGUACUUCCUGACAAAGCAGCAGGAGCAAGAGGCGGGACCUCGCCCACUCUAAUAGAAAGUGUCUUUGAGCAGCACACAGGUAGACUGAUGAUAGAAAAUUACAGAAAACUCCAAUGUGAAGGUAUGAGAGGUCUUUGCAUUUUUCCAUAUACUAUUAAGGAAAUAACGAGUCAUUUUCUCAUAAGGAACUCAUUGUGGUGCAGGCGUGUCAGAGAAACAGAGACGCACCUUACUGUGUGUGAUUUAUGAUGAUGGGUGAUGCUGCACAACCAUGACAUGCAACAAAGAUGACUGCUUUUUUAAAAAUUUUAAUAAAAGGACAGAUACUUGUAGAAGAAGUGAUAUUUUUCUUCCUCCACUACACAAACUCACCAACCCCAGCUGUUGUUUAUUGUUUGUAUUUCUUAAUAUUGGAACUCCAUAUUUAUUUUCUUAGCAUUUUGAAGCUUGUAUUUUAUGACUGUGGGAAAAAAACAGUGCUGUUUGUUUGUUUUUUAUUGGGUUUGUGUAUAUGUAAAGAACUAACACAACACAUUCUUUAUUUCUACGUCUCUGCAAAUGAGACUGUUACAUUUCCAAGUGCCUCAUAAGUAUAUAAAACCCUGCUUAACCCUUUCUUCCGUUUCUGUUCUUGACAUAGGAAGUCUUCUCAUAUUUACAUUUUAUUUGGUCCAAGCUAAAUUAAAUAAGCACACAGUUCUGUUAGAAUGAAUUCUUAGACAGGCUCUGUAUACUUUAAUCAGUCACAUCUGUUAAAUGUGCACAAUCAGCAUCAGUUCUCUUGUUUUUUGCUGUUUUAAAAUUAGAUACUAAAAACCUUCUUCGUGCCUCCCGAGAGAUCUUCCUUCUCUCUUGGCAUGAAGGUGUGUAGGCCGUAACGGUCCAGCUUUUUGCCUCAUUAAAGCACUGCAGUGCAUCUGAAUCACGCACAUUUUAAAGAACAUUCGCUGUUACUGAAGGUAGGCAGCUUGUGUGUAUAUAUGUGUUCAAAACAUGAAUACACAAUGAUGACUAUUUCUGAGAAACCUCUUUAUAGGCCUGUCAUGUGCUGCGGUGUGUAUUUGCUGGUGUGAUGGUUGGCUCUUAGGUGAAUCAAUGACCAUGAAAAUAAAAGUUGUAUAUUGUAUAUAAAAUGCAUUUUAUAUGUUCUGCUUUAACUGAACACGCACACGCUGUGAUGGAAAAUGUAACACGAUGACUCGGAUGUUGGACACACACAUUGUUACCAUGAGGCCAGUAGAAACUCGAUUGCAUCAGUAAGGGUAAGCAGGCAUUGUUAUUUCUUUUAUUUUCACUCAUCCUGUUGUAGUUACAUAUUUCCUGUGUGCUCUCUGCUCUUUUUGGCCUAUUGUCUUACUUUUGAUUCAGAAGUCGAGACGUUUUGCCAGAUCUUGAUGUAGUCCACAAAGCAGUCAGUUUUAUUUAUUAUUUUGAAUUAAGGAUGAUAUUUUUCUUACUUUGGAAAAGUUUGAUGUAAUCUCAUUGGUCUCACAACCCCCCCCCUUCCUUCAGUGACAGAGUCCACAUGUUUGUGCAGUCGGGUAAAUGAUAAUAAGCCAAAGACAACCUCGUGUUCUAUGCAUUCUCCUUUUAAUGUGUAUAAUGCUGCGUGCCUGCCUGCUGUGGAUUCUUAUUCCACCUUUUUCCCUGUAGUUUUCACUCAGUUGUGUUACACUUUUGUCAAAUUUUCUGUAUAAAUGUGGAACUCCAUGGAGUUCUGCGCAAACACAAUCAGACGUGUUUUUUUUUUUUUUUUUAAUUUGUUCUUUUGAAUGUCAUAAGAGGUAUCCUGAAAACUGCAGUGUAACCUAAUUUUUACUGACUGAUGUGGUUGAGUUGAAGUAGACAAAACAAACUAUUCAUAUUGAAUCGUUUUCACAUGGAUGGAUAAGAUGUUUUAGCAGUUUCAGUGGCUUGACAGAUCAGUCAGUCUGUUGCACACAUUGUGUUUAUUCUUUAGUUGGAUCCACUGAUGAAAAUGUCUGAUUUUGAAGUCUCCAUUAAUAACUGAGAAAUAAUGGUAGUGUCAAAAGUAUUUUGAAAUAAACACAAGCUCUAUGUGGGAAGUUAAAUAAUGUAAAUAUAUUUUUUUGCUGUUUUACACAUAAAGUGAGUGCCAUCUCCAGGGCAGGAAUGCUUGAAAGUUUGACAUUGCAAAUAUAAAAUGAUUGUGACAAUGCUGCUACGGUAUGCAACACUGGAGCUGAAAUAAACAAGCGAGAAAU
Molecule: messenger RNA, 3280 nt
Organism: Archocentrus centrarchus (flier cichlid)
Lineage: Eukaryota; Metazoa; Chordata; Actinopteri; Cichliformes; Cichlidae
Gene: slc25a37
Product: solute carrier family 25 member 37
Exons: 4
Coding region: 100-1107 (335 amino acids)
Biological process (GO): iron import into the mitochondrion
Cellular component (GO): mitochondrial membrane
Molecular function (GO): ferrous iron transmembrane transporter activity
Source: RefSeq, a predicted model, not a curated record